AACAGGGGUCUGUGGGUAGAAUGUUGGGGGUCUGAUGUUCUGAAUUUUUUUUGAUGUGUGACCCGUCUGGGAGUUUUGUGAUGAGCCAUUGUGGGGGUCCGUAAUGGAAGUUUGGUGGCGAUCCCUUUCGGUAGUUCCGCGGGGAUCCGAAUGGGAAAUUGUUUGGGCAGAGUGAUACGGGGUUUGCGAUGAGCGGUACUGGUUAGUGUGUGGUGAGCCGCGACGAGUUAGUGUCAAAGGACCGGUGGGGAAAGGUGAUGGGGGCGCGUUGUCUGUGGGGUUGAUAACGGGGGAUCUGCGGGGAACCGUAAUGGAAAUACAUGUUCCGUCUCCGGAAUCUACUCUGUGGUGUCUGUGAGGAGUGAGGGGGUCCUGUGAGGAGUCACGAUGGGGGCAGCAGGAGAUGAACGGUCGAGUGAACUAAGUUAUAAGUGUGUGGAUUGAGUGAUAGAGUGUUAGCGGACUAAGUGAUGGAAAGUCUGAGACAGAGUGAUGGGAUUUGUAAGUGUGGUACUGGGGUGUCGGGUGAGUGGUGGGGGGCUUGUGGGGAUUGUGAUGGUAAGAUUUAUGAGGAGCUGUGAUGGAAAGUCUAUUGGCAGAAUGUUGGGGUUUGUGGUGAGCCCUGAUGGAGCUGUAACAAGGGAUGAGGCACUGUGAUGGGGGUUCUCUAAGGAACCGUGAUGGUGGGGGGAAUCCCACAGGAGGGUGAUGGUUCAGACCCGGAGCCUCCAGAUGCUGGGGAGGACAGCAAGUCGGAGAAUGGGGAGAAUGCGCCCAUCUACUGCAUCUGCCGUAAACCAGACAUCAACUGCUUCAUGAUCGGGUGUGACAACUGCAAUGAGUGGUUCCAUGGGGACUGCAUCCGGAUCACUGAGAAGAUGGCCAAGGCCAUCCGGGAGUGGUACUGUCGGGAGUGCCGAGAGAAAGACCCCAAGCUGGAAAUCCGUUAUCGGCACAAGAAGUCACGGGAGCGGGACAGCAAUGAGCGAGACGGCAGUGAGCCCCGGGAUGAGGGUGGAGGGCGCAAGAGGCCUGCCCCGGAUCCAGACCUGCAGCGUCGGGCGGGGUCAGGGACAGGGGUUGGGGCGAUGCUUGCUCGGGGCUCUGCUUCGCCCCACAAAUCCUCUCCACAGCCCUUGGUGGCCACACCCAGCCAGCAUCACCAGCAGCAGCAGCAGAUCAAACGGUCAGCCCGCAUGUGUGGCGAGUGCGAGGCCUGCCGGCGCACUGAGGACUGUGGCCACUGCGACUUCUGUCGGGACAUGAAGAAGUUUGGGGGCCCCAACAAGAUCCGGCAGAAGUGCCGGCUGCGUCAGUGCCAGCUGCGGGCCCGGGAAUCGUACAAGUACUUCCCUUCCUCGCUCUCGCCAGUGACGCCCUCAGAGUCCCUGCCGCGGCCUCGCAGGCCACUGCCCACCCAGCAGCAGCCACAGCCAUCACAGAAGCUGGGGCGCAUCCGUGAGGAGGAGGGGGCGGUGGCAUCAUCAGCAGUGAAGGAGCCGCCUGAGGCUACGGCCACACCUGAGCCGCUCUCCGAUGAGGACCUGCCGCUGGACCCUGACCUCUACCAGGACUUCUGUGCGGGGGCCUUUGAUGACCAUGGCCUGCCCUGGAUGAGUGACACAGAGGAGUCUCCGUUCCUGGACCCUGCGCUGCGGAAGAGGGCAGUGAAAGUGAAGCAUGUAAAGCGUCGGGAGAAGAAAUCCGAGAAGAAGAAGGAAGAGAGAUACAAGCGGCAUCGGCAGAAACAGAAGCACAAGGACAAAUGGAAACACCCAGAGCGUGCCGAUGCCAAGGACCCUGCAUCACUACCGCAGUGCCUGGGACCUGGCUGUGUGCGCCCUGCCCAGCCUGGCUCCAAGUAUUGCUCCGAUGACUGUGGCAUGAAGCUGGCAGCCAACCGCAUCUAUGAGAUCCUCCCCCAGCGCAUCCAGCAGUGGCAACAGAGUCCCUGUAUUGCUGAGGAGCACGGGAAGAAGCUGCUCGAACGUAUUCGCCGUGAGCAGCAGAGCGCCCGCACCCGCCUUCAGGAAAUGGAACGCCGAUUCCAUGAGCUCGAGGCCAUCAUUCUUCGUGCCAAGCAGCAGGCUGUCCGUGAGGAUGAGGAGGUGAGCAAGCAAGGCUCAGCGGCACGGGGCCCCGUGCCCGGUCCUGCCGGGCCUCAUCGUUUCUUCUACUCCACACAGAGCAAUGAGGGUGACAGCGAUGACACAGACCUGCAGAUCUUCUGUGUGUCCUGCGGGCACCCUAUCAACCCACGUGUUGCCUUGCGCCACAUGGAGCGCUGCUACGCCAAGUAUGAGAGCCAGACGUCCUUUGGGUCCAUGUACCCCACACGCAUUGAGGGAGCUACACGACUCUUCUGUGAUGUCUACAAUCCUCAGAGCAAGACCUAUUGUAAGCGGCUCCAGGUGCUGUGCCCUGAGCACUCACGGGACCCCAAAGUGCCAGCAGAUGAGGUAUGUGGGUGCCCUCUUGUACGUGAUGUCUUUGAGCUCACGGGUGACUUCUGCCGCCUGCCCAAACGCCAGUGUAACCGCCAUUACUGCUGGGAGAAGUUGCGGCGUGCUGAAGUGGACCUGGAGCGUGUGCGCGUGUGGUACAAGCUGGAUGAGCUGUUUGAGCAGGAGCGAAAUGUACGCACAGCCAUGACUAACCGGGCAGGAUUAUUGGCCCUGAUGCUGCACCAAACGAUCCAACAUGACCCGCUCACUACCGACCUGCGCUCCAGUGCUGACCGCUGAACCUCACACUGGCCCAGAAGUCCUCACACCUGCAUUCCAGGCCGAGGAGCUGCCCUGAAUCCCCCAUUUGUCUGUUCUGCCAUUCAUAUGUUUCUCCAAUGGUCCCUGAGUUUCUCCCUGUGCCCAUCCACCAUCUGACUACCCAGCUGCCAUUACCAGAGUGUCUCAGAAUCUUCUCCUGUCCUUGUCUGUCCCUCUGUCUCUCCAUUCUCUGUGCCUGGGUGGGACUGUGAAGUCUGCUCACUCUUGGCUCCCCUGUCCUGGUUUUGUUAAUAAAAUUUUGAAGAAUCAA
Molecule: messenger RNA, 3036 nt
Organism: Enhydra lutris kenyoni (northern sea otter)
Lineage: Eukaryota; Metazoa; Chordata; Mammalia; Carnivora; Mustelidae
Product: CXXC finger protein 1
Exons: 13
Coding region: 681-2744 (687 amino acids)
Biological process (GO): positive regulation of DNA-templated transcription
Cellular component (GO): Set1C/COMPASS complex
Molecular function (GO): zinc ion binding; DNA binding
Source: RefSeq, a predicted model, not a curated record